AUGAUGAGUUGUUACAGUAAAGAGAAUCUAAAUAAAAACGAAUACAAUAACAUGUGUAAAAGCCACUCGGCCAGGUCGGAUCGAGAAAUCUAUAGAAUAUGCCCAUCGAAAUUAAGCAAACGCGAAUUAGAAGAUUUAUAUUUUUCUCUUCUUGAGGAUAAUUUGGAACUGAAAAGAACUGUGAACGGACAACAUGACAAGAUUAAGGGCUUGUCUACAAAGGUACAGCGGAUGACUGCUGCACAGAAGCAACUACAAUCUAAAGAGUUAAAGGACUGCUGUGUUGGUAGCAAUAUAACAGAAUUGAGACGAGCCAACCAAAGGCUGUCUGACAAAGUGCAGCAGCUGAACAUGAGGCUAUGCUCAGCGAAGCAGUUCUACAAGAAGACACCGUCACAACCUCCCACUUCCAGAUGUCUGCGAUGUGCUACAGUUACUACUGGAGCACCAAUGAUAAAGAGACACAGCAAUAUUGAUAAGUCAAGUGAAACUGUUCCCAUGCUGUCCACCUCCAUACAAUGUGAUGAUAGCCCUAAGAGUGCGAAAUCUGCGCAGACAGAGGACGAGAACGUUGACAAAGCGACCUCUAAACGAACAUGUGACGAAAAUAGAUGUAAAACUCUCAUGCAAGAGUUGAAAAUGAAAAUCGUCAAUUUACAAGAGGAGCUGUGCAUGGUACACGAAGACUACUCGUCCCGCCUGGGCCGGCUGGAGAGCGAGGUGUCGGCGGUGCGGCGCGAGAACGUGCGCGUGGUGGGCGAGCGCUCGGCCAGCCUGCAGCAGCUGCACGCCUCGCUGCAGCAGCACGGGGACCUCGUCGCGCACUGCAGGCUGCUCGAGGCCAGAUGCGCGGAACUGGAAGCUCAGCUAACUAUAGAGAAGCGCAGGGUGGCUGAACUAGAGACGCAGCUGAAAGCCGCCAACAUGUCGCACAAAGUCAACAGGACUAUAGAGGACCAUCUCACUAAUCUUAACGAAACUAAAACUACUGAAGCUGUCGUUGCCACCACUAAAGAUACUAUCAGUGUCAUUACCAAUGUUACCCCUUUCAAUGGCACCACGAAAGGCUCUACCAAAGGCAUGACCAAGACUUCCAACGGUGGCAUCUCCAAAAUAACAUCGAAUGGCAGUGCUAAAACAACCACUAAUGGUACUGCCAAAUCUGCCACUAAUGGUACCACCAGAUCUACAAGUAAUGGCACCACAAAAUCUACCACUAAUGGUACCACCAGAUCUACAACGAAUGGCACCACAAAAUCUACCACUAAUGGUACCACUAGAUCUACAACGAAUGGUACCACUAAAUCUGCCACUAACGGUACCAAUAAAGCUAUCCCUAAAGGCAUCCCCGAAGCUGUGUUCACAAAUGCCACUCCUCAAGCUUUCACCAAUGUAACUCCUCAGACCACUGAUACUACUCACAAAACUAACGCCAGUGAUAGUAUUACUGACAUCACCAACGAACCGAAAACCUAUGCUGUCACUGAUGCGACGAAUAACGCCAAUGACACUAUAAAUGCUGCCACUGAUAGGGAAGGAAAGGGAUACAGGAUCCCUUCCAAUGUAACCACCGAUAACAAUACACCCACCAUUGCUACUAACGAAGACAAUGUUCCUACCCACGCCAACCAGGCCGCCACCAUAGAAGACAAUGUUUCAAAAAAUGUUACCACCAAUGUCAAAGACCUUGAAAAUACUACCAUUGAUAAAAAAAUCCCUAACAGUGCUAUCAACAAUGACAAUAUUCCUACCAAUGCUACCAUUGAUGACAAUAUUCCUACCAAUGCUACCAUUGAUGACAAUAUUCCUACCAAUGUUACCGACGGUCAAAAUAUACCUACAAUAGCCACCAAGACCGUCACCAUGAAUGGCAGUGUCUCCCCUCAACGCGAUAUGAAAGGAACAGCCGAUAGUUCACCGAAGACCACUUGUCCAUGUUUUGAACGGCCACCUCCUAGAGAAGACGCGAGGUGUAGGAAAUGCUGCUACAAAGAGCUUGACAGCAGCGUCAUGGAGUCUAUCGCCAAAAAUGUAGUUCCUACAACCGCCACCGCCAACGCUGAUGACACGCAAGCGUCGCCGAUCAAACCAGAAGAGGUCAAAGCUAAAGCAUCCGACGACUCAGGCUACUUGGACUCCAACAGAAGCCAGGAUACAGAUGAACUGGGUAUACAUAAACUAAAUAAAGAACUGCUAGCUAAAGUACGAGAACUGCAGAUUCAAGUGGAAUCCUUGAGAAGGGCUCAGGUGAGCAACAUGUCAGAAACUAAGAAGAAACUUGAUGAAACUUUGUCCAGUCCAAGCAACUCUAUUGACAUGUCUACUCCCAUCAGACCAGAACGACCGACCAGGGUAAAAAAUGUUGAGAAAAGACAACUCCCGGUGCCAACCACAGCUCAGACGUCGGUAAAAGGCGAUGACGAGCCGACGAGACCUGCGACAAAUAAACAUUAUACAGAUAGUCCGGAGAAGGGCGAAACUAGAAAGUAUAACAUGUACCACAACGCCGCGGUCACACAAGAAAACGAAGAACACAAAACAAGUGCUUUGGCAGAAAAUACAAGCUUGGUAACGCAAUACAAGCGCAACACUUCGGAACUAACAGUCAGCAUGGACUUGACGCACACACAGACAGACGGAAAACUGGAAGUGAUGAAUGAAAUGACUACUAUACGGGAGUCGAGCGACCAAGACCUUGCACAGGCUACCGACACUAAUGAGGGUCGUACAAGCACGGAAGAGCGUGUACAGGAUGGGUACAAAUACACAGACACUACGCAGCAGUCUCGGCAGACCGAACAGAGCCGCACUGAGCCCAAGCAGGCUGAGAAUUCGUCCGUAGACAGCCCGUACAAGUUUGGUGCCUCAUCCUUAACAGGUAGCCUAACUAGCAACCCAGAAAUAGGUGUUAUCGUGCAUUCAAAUUUGGCUAGAAACAACGUCCGGGAGACAGGUGAGGCGUCGAAGCUGUUCGGCGGGUCGGACAGUGAGUACCCCACCCACCUGCAGCUGCCCAUGGCGGAGGCGCUGGUCGCCACCCGGGCCCCCGCCGCCCGCCCCGACCCCCGCCCCGCCCUCGAGCUCUGCGAGCACUGCGCCGCCUGCACUUUCGAUAGAGAGUGUGCAACACGACGUAGAAACACGACCGAAUCGGGCAACACGAGUCUUGGCAAGGAAACUAAAAAGGAACAAGCUACGAAAACCGACCGGCACAAUAGCUUGCAAAUACCAGGCCCCUUACCCGCUGACAAUUACAAAAAACGAAGCGUGUUCAAGCGCUUCUCCUUGGACAAGAAAAGGGAUAAACAGAAACAAGCAGCAGCGGUGGCCAAGUACAGCAGCGCCACGGCGGACGGACCCAUCAAGUUGCCCGACGUCUCGCUCAUCGACCAGCCGCGGGCUGACAGCCUCGUCGACGUCAAGGGACACAACGCCUUCUUGCAUGGCAGGGACUCUUUGGAUGCUCAACGCAACAGAAACUCCCGAGACAGGCAGAGCUCUGCUGGGUUUAAAGACCACGAUGCAAAUGUUCUGUACGCGCCGGACCCUCUCAGUGACCGCACGAUGCCCACGAUGCUGGAGCAGGACUACAGGAGCGACUCUGAAGACGAACGGACGAAGGCGCAGACUAAGGAGCAAGCCAGUCAAGCUGCGCACGGUUGCUUGUCGUCGAUGUCUCGUUGGCGCGGGCGCGACGCGGCGGUGUACCGGCGGUCCAGCGGCACGCUGCGAUGGCGCGCGCCGCCCACGCUGCACGAGCCGGCCUGCCACUGCCCCGGCCAGGUCGACGGACGAUGCCUACCCCUGCCCAUCAAUAAAGGUGUACAAGUGGAGCGCGGGUUGACAACGCAUCAAGUAUCUAUAUCGUCGGAGCAAGGAACGUAUACAGUGCACAACAAAGAAGCACGAAGCGUCUCGUACGAAAACACUGACUAUGAAUUGUCCAAUAUCUCCGAUUUGCCUUUGGAAAAAGACGGCAAGAGUCCCGGUAAGGCUAGAGCUCUGUCUCCUGGCGAGGACAAGACGACGACGACCACCACGUACUCGGAAUCGUACUGCUCGCCCACCACCAACUACUCACUCAGCGAGGGCGAAGUCCCCACUACUUCGAAAAGGAAGGUGUCUUACGAAACCAGUAGAGAGAGGCGAGAUGACGAUGCGGUUCGCCAAUCGGGAGACUCUACGUCCAAGAUGGAGGCCGCCCUGCGAGCCAUCACGGAGGAGCUCGCGCACUGCAAGGCCUUGCUGCAGGCGCGGCCGCAGGCCCAGCCCCAGUCCAAUGGGCAGCAGGUGUCGAGCGGGUCCCAGACGGCAGUGUCGGGCGUGGCGCGGCCCAUCGCCCUGCGUCCCGGCGUGGCCACGCAGAGUAUCGGGGACGCGUACGCUCCCAAGUGUAUAUUCACGCUGCACAUCGGGACCGUCGUCUUGUCCGACGAGGCGGUGCUCAGUUCCCGGGAUAGGACGAUGGUGUUAACGUGGAAGUUUUACGACCAGAACGUGGCUAUGACGCGCAUGCGCCCUGGCCGCGUCGUACUCUUCGACUUCUCCACCGAGUAUGACAUCAAAAUCACUGACCACUUCCUCAACUACAUGAAAUAUGAAGAGAUGAAAAUAAAUAUCUGCGAACUAGACAAGGAGGAUCAGCCGUUUGCGACAUGUUCCCUCCCUCUGCGCGAUGCGCUCCUGCACACGAACCGUCGCGCCGACAUGUCGCUGGCGCUGCUGGCCGGGCCGCGCCUCAUGCGGGUGCACGACGCGCUCGACGGAGGGGACGAGGUCGGGGUCAUCGACCUCUGGUGCAUGCUGCGCGCCGAGCCACACAUGCUGCCCGGCAUCAACCACGCCAUAGCGCAGGGAGAGGUGUCACACACACUACAAUACUGCAUCAACCACGCCAUAGCGCAGCAAUCCCCGACGCUGAACCAGCCUACAGACCCGUGCAACUCCCGCGUGAUGAAGCAAAUCCUGGACGACGAACACUACAAUGACUUUGACCUCGCGCUGGAUAACGCCUCGGUCUCCAUCUCGCCAGACACGAAUGAACUACCUCAUUUCGACAAGAAUAUUGUUAGAGAUGCUGAGCGCGAUCGAACUUCAUACAACUUUAACCUGCCGAAAACCGCACCGGCCUCCGUGAGUGACGGCCCCACGCAUACUGCCAAACAAGAACUGGCUUUUGAUCUGAGCAAGUACCCACCAAUGCGAAAGCGGCGCGGCAGCGGCACGCCCCCCUCCAACGACUUUAGCACAGCCACUCCCACAGCUGGUAACGAAGACCAUGACAAUCCGAAAAGCUAUGAUUUUGGCAGGUUCGUCAAACCAGAAGAUGACGAAGAAUACUCCUCAGAAGGAGAAGAAGAAAUAGACGGUGCGCAGAGACUGGACAUCACAGUGCUGUGGCUGGCCCUCAACGAGGAGUGCGAGGCCAUGGUAGACCCUCACGUGCAGCGACUGUACGUUGCCUACACCUUCCUAGGUAGGGCGGGAGCUGAACUCGAGACCCCCGUCAGUCUGCCCAAGCCUAAACAUUACGUCGACAAAUGCUAUUUUAACUUUAAGAAGACCUUCGAGUUAGAAGAAGCGGACCUGAUAAAGCUGGGUCACAUGGCUCGGUGUCGCGCAGCCAGCAAGAUGUCGCAGGACGAAAGGGACUGCAUCAUCUUCUCCGUCGUCAGUGAACCCGAUGAGGAUCCACUGGGAAUUGAGAGCUGUGAGGAUAUUGGGUACGCGUACCUGUACCUGGGCGACCUGCUGGCGUACAGCGCGGGCAGCUCGGGCUACACGGAGGUGGUGCCGGUGCGGGCGGCGCGGGCCCCGGCCGGCGUCUGCGGCGUGCUGGCCGUGCGCCUCGACGGCCUGCACGUGCUGCGCCGCUGUCUGCUACUGCAUUCACCUAAUGACAAACACUCCUGA
Molecule: messenger RNA, 5913 nt
Organism: Spodoptera exigua (beet armyworm)
Lineage: Eukaryota; Metazoa; Arthropoda; Insecta; Lepidoptera; Noctuidae
Source: the annotation of a GenBank genome assembly